CUGAGGUCUACUGGCAGCAUGAAGCCGUGUUCUGUGUAAAAUGGACCCUGUCGUCUUGUUCAUCGUUACUUUUGCUGUACUGCUGGAGGUCCAGUCGGCCAGGCACUUGGAUGUAUUUCUCAUUGCUCAUGGCAAGAGUGGAUUAUGUCUGUUCCCAGACAGCUUGGCAGUAUCAAUUGGGAAAUGCAAUGAAACCAAUCUCAUGCAGCACUGGACCUGGAACCAGAACCAUCAACUAGUGAAUCUCCAUACUUUUGACUGCCUAUGGGUUGACACCAACACUUCUUUCCCUCACCACACACGCCUGGCUAGGAUGAAGGAUUGCCAGACUGCUCCAGCAUGGACGUGCUAUGGGGAAAUGAGAUGGCUUCAGGUUUUAAACAGCUCUCUUUACCUCACAAAACAAGCCAGCAGAGUAAUUGCCAGACAAGAAAAGAAAUAUUCAAACUGGAUCAGAUAUGAAGUUACUUCAAGAAGAAAAAUGGACACUUUGUGUUCUUGGGAAGGCCCUGCUGGUUCAGAAACAACUGGAGCCUUUCUUUCUUUAGAUUCAGUUAUAAGAGACACAUCAGUCACCAACUCAACUAAUAAUUCUGCACCUAUAAACAGUCUAUUAGCCAAAGCUAGCACAAUAAGAAAUACUUCAGCAAAGACAAAUGCUGUCAUUGUGAGGUUCAGAGAAUCCACAAACAUUACUGCCUCAAAAGCUAUUGCUAGUUCAUCUCAAAACAUCAGUGUAACACAGAUUAAUCAAAUACAUAGUGUUCAAAGUACAGCACAGAAAAAUAGUUCUGUGUACACUACAAAUACAACAGUAGUACCCAGUGGAAAACAAACUAAGGAUCCAUUCAAACAAAUAACAGCAACAGUCCCUGGCAAAAACGAAUACAAAGCCAGCAAAGCACAGGUAAAUUAUACUCUACAGAAAAAUAAUAUAAUCCUUACAAAAAGCAUAACAGUAACUCCUGCCAUCAAAUUAGUUAAUGGGUCAUUACAGAAAACAAUCAAAGAGCAGCCUAACAAUACUGAGCAGAAAACCAGUGUAAUACAGACUACCAUUAUGAAGCAUAAGUCCAAUAUAGAAGAAGUGAAUUGGGAAGCACAGAAAACCAGCAAACCACAAACUAAUAACACAGUAGCUGUAAUUAACACUGCAGAGAUUAACGAACCAGUUCAGAAGAAAGGCAGCACACAUCGUCCUACCCUGGUACAUGAACCUAGCAGAGAACAACUUAGGGAAAAUACGCAGAAAACGGAUUCAGCACAUCUCAAUGGCACAGUUAGUAAAUCCAGAGCAGAACACAAUGAGAAAACUAUGAAAAUCAGCAAAACACAUCCCAAUUUGACACUACACGAUCCAGCCAUUGAAGAAAUUAAAAGGGAAAUGCAGAAGAACAAUGUAGCUUACCUUCAAAAUACAGUAUGUAAAUCUGACUCUGACCAUAUAAAUGGACAAAUACAGAAAUCUUGUAUAACAUUCAAUAAUAUCACAAAAGAUAAGGCUAGCACGGAAGACAUAAAUAAAAUAAUAAAGAAAGCUAGUCUAACACAUUUAAAUAUGACGGCACAUAAACUCAGAACUGAAGAACCAAAGACGGAAAUACAAAAAUAUAAUGUAACUCAGUCAAAACUAGCAGUAAGCAACACCAGUGUUGAUGAGGUGAAAAGCAAAAUACAAAAAAACAACAUAAUACAACCCCAACUGACAAUAGAAAGCCUUGACACUGAAAAGAGUGAUGGAGCUACACUAGAGCCUAGUAUAAUUGUCUCAGAAACAGCAAGAGAUGAAUUCAACUAUGAGCAUAUUAAUAGAAUAAUGAAUAAAACCAGUUUAACCCAGUCUAAUAUGUCAGCACAUGAACCUAGUGCUCAAGAGAUAGUUAAAGAAAUUAGAAAUAGCAAUACAACUCAACGUAAUAUAAAAAUGGACAAACCUAGCAUUGGAAAAAGUAACCAGGCAACACUGAAACCCAGCAUAAAACACUACAGCGCAACUGAUAUGCCUAACAAUGAACAGAUUAAUAGAAUGAUAAAGAAAAACAGUACUGAAGAGGCAAAUAAAGACAUACAGAAAAGCAAUAAAACACACCCAAACGUGAUAGGAGGCAAACGUGGCAUUGCAAAGAGUAAUGCAACAAAACUGGAAUCCAGCAUAACACAACCAAAUGCAAUAUUAGAUAAAUCCAGUAAAGAACAAAUAAAUAGAAUAAUGAAUAAAACAAAUUUCACAGAUUCUAAUGUGACAACACAUAAACUCAUUUUUGAAGAAAGUAAAAGGGAAAGACCGAACACCAAUACGACACUGUCUAAAAUGGAAGUGCACAAAUCCAGUAUUGAAGAGAUGAAUAGAGAAAUGCAAAAAGGAAAUAUAACAUACAAAAAUAUAACAGUAGACAAACUCAGCACUGUAAAGAGUAAUGGGACAGCACUAAAACAUGGAGUAGCACACUCUAGAACAACUGGAAAUAACAAUGAAAAAAUUAAUAAAGUGAUAAAUAAAAAAAAUGUAACAUUUUCUAAUGUAACAGCACAUGCCCCCAAUACAGAACAGAUGAAAUGGGAAAGAGUGAAAACCAAUACCACAAAGUCUAAGAUGACUAUAGACAAACCCAGUACUGAAGAGAUGACUAGGCAAAUGCUGAAAAGCAAUAUGACACACCCUAACAUCACAGACAAACUAAGCGAAGGAAAGAACAAUGGAGCAACGUUGACACCGGAAGUAGAAGACCCUGCUACUGAACAAUUCAAUGGGAUAAUAAAGAAAAACGAUUUAAGAUUUUCAAAUAUAACAGCACUUAAACCUAUAACUGAAGACAUGACUAGGAAAUUACACAAAGCCAGUAAAGGACAAUUAAAUUUAACAGGAGCGAAAUCCAGCAAUGAAGACAUGAAUAAGGAAAUGCAGAAAAACAAUAUAACACACCCUAGCACAACAGCAUAUAAACUCAGAACUGGAAAGAGUAAUGGAACAACACUACAGCCUAGCAUAGCAACAGAUAAACCUAGCACUGAACAAGUUAAUAGUAAAAUACAGAAAAGUACUGUAACACUUUCUAAUAUAACAUUAGAUGGAUCGCGUGCAGAGAGGGUGAAUAGCAAAACACAGAAAACCAGUAUACAGCAGUCAGACAGGCAAGUGUAUAAACCCAAAUUUGAACUGAUUAAUGAGAUAGCAAUGAAACCAAGUGGGAAACAAUCUAACUUAACGUUAUAUGAAUCAAAUGUUAAACUGACAGGUGGGACAGUGAAGGAGAUCAACAUGUUAGACAUUAACAGUACAAUACUUAAUUACACUACACAACAGCUUAAAGAGGGAAUACAAGCAAGCAAGGGGGCACUUCUUAACCUGACAGUAUCUAGCGAUUCUAUAAAUAAGACUGUUAGUUACACCAAGAAAUCUAAUGUGACGUACAACAAGACUCUCUUUAACUCCAGCAUUUUCCUCUCCAGUAGAGGUGUACAGCAAACGUCAACUCCAUUUCCUACAAUCACAGAAAAGAAAUCCAAUGCAUCACAUAUUAUUGACAUAACACAUGCUGAUGUUACAAAACAGUCAUCUGAUGUAAAGAUACUGGUUAAAGAAUCCACCACAGCCCAUUACCUCAUCCUAGAACAGAGUAUGGAACAACAUCAUAUGCCCAAAAAGAAAAGCGGUAGUGCACAUGAUGACAGUGCCAAAGAAUUUCAGAUUACUGUGCAGAAAAUAAAUAAAACAUCAGUAAUCAUGGUAGCAGAAUUUAAUGAUACUACAGCAUUGUCUAACACUGAAAAUGGUACAGUACCUAAAACUAAUAUGUGGCUGAAAAACAAUGCAAUUGACAAAAACUUCACAGCAAAGAGCUCUGGUUCCAUACUGAAAAGCAAUGAACUCCCUCAAAGCACUAGAUUAGGGGCUAAUAAUACAACAUCCAGUAUAAAAGUGGGAAGUGAUACCAUAGAUUCGGCUAGCACAAAACUCAGUAAAAGCACACAUGACAGCAAAAUAGUUGUAUCACCAACUAAUGAUCCAGUUCAUAAAGCCACAAAAACUAUUGUAGCACAGAUUAACACUACAAAGCAUGCACUUAAAGUAGGAAUGAAAAGCCACAAUUCACAAGUGAAUAACACACUUCAGACCAGCAGGACAGAAGCAAAAAGUGGCAUGAUACAGACUCAGAAUGAUGCAAAAACAAGAAGUGUGGGGUCAAAAAUCACUACAGAACAUAAACUAAGUAUGAAAAUCCAAACAAGUACAUUACCAAGUAACAGUACAGCACACAAAAUCAAUUUGGCACCCACAAACAAUAUUACACACAGUAUUAAUAAGGUUCAGAAAAACAUUAUAACAGAGACAAAAAGACCAACACUAAAAACUAGUACAGCUCAAACACAAAAUCGAGUACAGGCUAAUGGCACAAUUCUGAAAGGCAGCCUGGUAAAUAUCACAAUAAGCCAUGGACACCAAAACAUAUCACAAAGAUUAUUCACCACACCCGCAGCAAGAAUGUUUAUACCUACAAAAAUCUCACAGUAUAGAAAAGUACAAACUAACAUUAGCAUCCUCAAGCCUAAAGACUCUAGAGCGACCAGCACAGAAAGCAGCAACAUCCUUCAGACAUCCUCCUCAACAACUCCUAGAGAAACAUUGUGGUCAACUCUUUUGCCCACCACAUAUACAACAGAAGAGAUCACCACUACAGAAGCUGUACAAUGUACAGUGAACUUGACCGAGACAAGGACUACACCUGAGUCAGUACAUGUGAAAUGGACCAGCCUAGGGGCAUUUUGUAACUUCAGCAUCAUCCACCAGAAUAACAGAAGCACUAGUUGUCUGCAUGUUUUAGAAGGCAAUGGUUCCUAUGAUUGUGAAGUUAAGAACUUGGAUCCUGGCACUUUUUACAACAUGAUUAUAUUCUCUGCUACUGAUGGAGAGUUUGCAAACAUAUCCAUUCAAACAGACCCAAAGGAGCCUGCGUCUUUCAAGAUUAAGAAUGAUUCGUGCACAAGUACAAGUCUGCAGGUGGUAUGGCCUCCCUCUCGAGGAUAUAUAGACUUCUACAAUGUCACACUGCUUGGCUUAGACACAAGGGAGGUUGAAAGUCAAUACCUUUCUCAAGAGUCUUUGAGGACUUCAGUUACAUUCACAAAUUUGACACCUGGAUCUCUCUAUGUAAUGAGCAUUAAAGCCGUGGCAGGAAACAAGAGCUCUGCUACACUUCAUACUAUAGGGAUAACAGUCCCUACAGCAGUGAAGAAUCUGCAAGUCAAUAGAACCCCUAGAGGUCUGAUUGCAACAUGGCAACAUCCUUAUGGGAAAGUCGAUAAAUACAGGCUAGUGCUGAGGAAUGACACCACUGUGGUACAAAAUGUGACGGUGAACAAUUCAAGCAUUGAACAUGAGUUCACUGGAUUGAUUCCUGGACAUCUUUAUAAUUUGACCAUUAUUUCACUGGUUGCAGGCCUGCAGAAUUACAGCUCUAAUCAAGCCAGGACAGCUCCAGCUACAGUUUCAAAUCUGAAAGUUUCCAAUAGUACAUUUGACUCUUUACAAGUCACUUGGACCAGAGCCCUUGGUGAUGUAGAUUCUUACUCUGUGACACUCUCCAGUAAAACUACUCUGCAAAAGUGGAAUUUAUCUCAAAGUGCAUCUGAAAUUUCUUUCCAAAAUUUGGUUUCUGGACAAAUUUACUUUGUGAAUGUUACAACUCAUAGUGGUGACUUGCAGAGUGAAGCUGCCACAACAGGGAGAACAGCCCCGCAGACAGUGUCUCACUUACAGCUUGUUAGCCAGCCAGGACAAGCUGCUUUGUUGCUGAAAUGGACUCCUCCUGCUGGAGAAUGGGAGCAGUAUCGUAUUGUGUUCUUCAACAAUUCAGUGGCUUUGCUGAACAUCACUGUGGAUAAACAGACCAGAGAGUAUGAGAUCAGGAGUCUAGGCCUGAUUCCUGGAAGAAGCUAUCAUUCAGCAGUUAUUGUAGAAAGUGGUGGUCUCACAAGCAUUGCAAGAUGUUCUGGGAGAACAGCUCUUCCCCCAGUCGAUAAUCUAAGCAUUAAGGACUUUAAUGAGUCUUCGAUAUCUAUAAAAUGGACAGCACCUUUAGCAGAAUGGGAUGAAUACCUCCUUACAUUGAAACAUGGGGAGCACACAAUUAGCAAAAUGAAGAUCCAGAAAGAAAUAAAGGAGCACAUUUUCAAUAGUUUAACACCUGGAAGGAGAUACACUAUAAACGUAACCACUGUCAGUGGAGGCAUUAGCAACUGGACUAUUGCAGAAUGCACAACAGUUCCUGCUGCAGCCGUCAAUCUAACUGUUACUAACCAGGGUAAAACUAACAGCCUAUAUGCCUCUUGGGCUGCCACAUUGGGUGAUGUUGAUUCCUAUCAAGUUAUUCUAUUGUACAAGAACACUGUGAUCAAAAAUGAGAGUCUCCCAGGGAACAGCAGAUCAUGCUACUUCCACUCAUUAAAGCCUGGAAAGCAGUAUGAAGUUGUGAUAACUGCCAUUAGCAGAGACAUACCAUCACGACAAACUGUGGUUAAUGGCAGAACAGUUCCGGCUGCAGUUAACCAGGUGAAUGUUAGCAAUCAGGGAAAAAGUGACAGCCUCCAUGUCACAUGGCUGCCUGCACAAGGGGAUGUGGAUUCCUACGAAGUCCUUCUUUUGCAUGACAUCAUUGUAAUAAAAAAUGAAAGUGUGCCUGGACAUAUCACAUUCUGCUACUUUCAGUCAUUGAAACCUGGAGGACACUAUGAAGUUGUGGUUACUACCAUAAGCGGGGGAAUUCUUUCUAAGCAGACUAUGGCUAAGGGAAUAACAGUUCCUUCAGCAGUAACUCAAGUGACAGUAAGCAAUAAUGGACACAAAGAUUCCCUUAGUGUCUCCUGGCAGUCUGCCACAGGGGAUGUGGAUUCAUACUUAGUGACCCUGAGAGACCGCUUCAAUGUGGUGGAUACCCAAAUGGCCCUCAAAAGCAGUAAUAAUCUUGGUUUUAAUUCUUUGGUGCCAGGCAGACUGUACAACAUUUCCAUUGCUACACGGAGUGGAGCUUAUGAGAACAGUACGUUUGUACAAGAGCGCACACGGCCCUCAAGUGUGGAGUAUCCUAUGGUCAACAACUUUGCAAGACGUGAUUACCUCAAAGUUUCCUGGCAAAGUGUCACUGGGGACUUUGACUAUUAUCAAGUAGUCAUUAAAAACAGCAGUGACAUUAUUCACACUGUCAAUGUAUCUAAAUCCCAAAAAGAGUGUGAAUUCUAUUCACUGGUGCCCGGAAGGCUGUAUUUCAUAACUGUUAUUACAAAAAGUGGGAGGUAUGAAGCAAGCCAGACUACUAGUGGCCGGACAUUUCCUGCUCAAGUGGAAAAGCUGACUGUUGCAAAUAGGACCACAGAUUACCUGCUUGUAAAAUGGCAGCCAGCACCUGGUGACGUUGACCACUAUGAAAUCCAGCUCCUGUUCAAUGACAUGAAGGUGCUUCCACAUAUGACUCUGAGCAACACAAUUCAAGAAUACCAUUUCACCUCCCUUGUCCCAGGAAGGCUGUACAAGAUUGUUGUGACAUCCUUCAGUGGGGAGCAGCAGAUGACUGCAUUUAUUGAGGGACGCACAGUUCCAAGCACAGUAAAUAAUAUCCACGUUACCAACAAUGGGGAUACGAAGAGUCUGAAAGUGAACUGGACUCCUGCUAGUGGAGAUGUGGACAGCUACACUGUAACAAUUUCUCAGGAAAGAAAACAAAUUGCUGAACAGACCAUUUCCAAGCACAUUAAUGAUUUUAGUUUUAAUUUGUUAGAGGCAGGCCAGAUUUACCUUAUCACUGUUCAGACCAAUAGCGGAGGUUUAAGCAAUAGACGGACAGCUAGCGGAAGGACUGUUCCCUCCCCAAUUAUGGACCUGAAAGUGGAAAACAUGAAUACAAGUUAUAGCCUGGCAGUGAGAUGGAAGGCUGCUAUAGGAGUGGCAGAGAAUUACAAUCUGCAGUUACUAACUGAACAAGGUGGUCUCAUCACUAAUGUAUCUGAGCCUGCCACAACCUUGUAUUCCCAAUUCACUAAUCUGAUGCAAGGGACAAAAUAUCGUAUACGAGUGAUGACUGUUAGUGGAGGACUAUACAGUAAAGGUGUGGAGGGUGAAGGAAGGACAAUCCCAGCAUCAGUUAGUAACUUGAAAGUCAUUGGAAAUAGCACUGACAGCUUGACAUUCAGAUGGACAGCUCCUGAGGGGGACUUUCAGGCAUAUGAAAUAUUUCUCUACAAUCCAGAUGAAUCUCUUCACAGCCAAAAAAAAGAACCUGCUAGUCUUAAGGAAUAUUCUUUCCAAGGGCUACUUCCAGGAAGGAGGUAUCAAAUGAUUAUUAUGACAUGCAGUGGACAUUUUACCAAUCAGUCUUCAUUGUAUGCAAGAACUGUUCCAGCUCCAGUGACAGCUUUACAAGCCAUAAACCACAACAGCAUUAGCAGCCUCUGGUUCACAUGGGAGAAGGCAAUUGGAGAUGUUUCUGGUUAUCAGAUUUCUCUUUACAACCCUGACCACAGUCUGAAAGACAGCCGUCAAGAGAAGCCAGAUGCUAAAGGGUGCCGCUUUGAUGGACUUGUUCCUGGGAGGCCAUAUACUAUUGUUAUUGCAACUAAGAGUGGAGACCUUUCCAACAGUGUAACAGCAGAGGGAACAACAGCCCCUCGUCCUCCUAAGUCAGUAGCAUUUACUGAUGUUGCAAACACAUCUGUGGUGAUCACUUGGUCUGCUCCUGAAGACACAGAUUACAAUGACUUUGAGUUGAAGUGGUGGCCACAUGACCAGCUGUCUGUGCAUAACCCCUACUCAAGCAACAGAGCAGAAAGCCGUAUUUUGCAUGGCCUUCAUCCAGGUCGUCUCUACAACUUCAGUGUGCGCACAGUCAGCAGGAGCACAGUAAGGGACUCCAUGAAUGCUUUCAGUCAACCUAUCUUCAAAAUCAUCCGAACAAAACCAGAUCCCAUUCAUCAUCUUCACUGCUGGCCUCAGAACUCAACUGCCAUUUCCUGCUCAUGGAAUCACCCAGAAUCUGACUACAGUGGUUUUAACAUUGAGUGUUAUCAGGACUCCAGAGAACUUAUCUACUCACGUAUAACUGGAAAAGAGAGUAAUAGCCACAAUAUUGUCAAGCUAGAGCCACAUAAACGCUAUAUUGUCUCCAUCAAAGUCAUAUCUGAUGAAAUGACCAGUGAAGGUUUAGAAGAGAGCAUUAUCACUAUGAUAGACAGGCCACCUCCUCCUUCACUCAAUAUGCGAGUGCAGGCUCAUGACAGAGUGGCAGGGAUUACCAAAUCUGCAAUCUUUUUUAAAUUCAACUGCAGCUGGUUUAGUGACAUCAAUGGAGCUGUGAAAUAUUUCACUGUAGUUGUGGCUGAGUCUAAUGAAAAGGAGCAUUUCCGGCCAGAACACCAGCACCCUUUGCCUUCAUACAAGGAGUACAUGCUCAACAGUUCCAUUAAAGCUUACCAGACUGAUUACUUUCCCAGCAAAUGCACGGAAAAUCCAGACAACAGCAACCAAAGCUUUGAAAUAAAUGUUGGGGCUGGAAUGCAGACCUUGGGAGGAAAAUGUGAAGGGGGUGAGCUGAAAUUCUGUGAUGGUCCUCUAAAGUCCAGUACUGCCUACAGAAUUAGCAUCAGAGCAUUCACACAACUAAGUAAAGAAGAACAGAAGACUUUUACCCGGACUCUGUUUUCAGACACCAUUUUCUCUGAACCAAUAAUAACAAAGUCAGAGCCACUGCGUGGAGUUUUAGAAGGAAUUGGUGCUGGCAUGUUCCUUAUUUUAAUGCUGAUUUUAGUAACGGCAUUGCUGAUCUGUCGUCAAAAAGCUAGGAAAGUGAAUGUACAAGAGAGGCCAAUUGCCAGAAUGAGUGCUCGACGAGAGAGGCCCGUAUCUGUUAGCUUACAUUUGGGAAUAAAGAGCAGUCGGCGAAUCUCCAGUCCAAUUAAAAUUGAGGAGUUUGAUAUUCAUUUCACCAAACUUCAGGCAGAUUCAAAUUAUCUUCUCUCAGAAGAAUAUGAGGAUCUUAAAGAUGUUGGACGAAACCAGCCUCUAGACACAGCACUUUUGCCUGAGAACCGAGGGAAAAACCGAUACAACAAUAUACUGCCAUAUGAUUCCACUAGGGUCAAGCUAUCAUACAUUGAUGAUGAUCCAUGUUCAGACUACAUUAAUGCCAGCUAUGUACCAGGUAAUAACUUUCGGCGAGAAUAUAUUGCCACACAGGGUCCUCUGCCAGGUACAAAAGAUGACUUUUGGAAAAUGGUCUGGGAACAAAAUGUGCACAAUAUCGUUAUGGUGACCCAGUGUAUAGAAAAAGGACGGGUGAAGUGUGAUCAUUAUUGGCCUUUUGAUCAGGAUCCUCUUUAUUAUGGAGACCUUAUUGUUCAGAUGUUAUCAGAAUCAGUUUUACCAGAGUGGACCAUUCGGGAGUUCAAAAUUUGUAAUGAGGAUCAAGUAACUUAUAGCAGGGUUGUACGCCAGUUUCAUUACACUGUCUGGCCAGAUCAUGGAGUUCCAGAAACAACUCAAUCUCUGAUCCAGUUUGUGCGAACUGUAAGGGAUUUUAUUAAUAGAACCCCUGGGUCUGGAGGGACAGUAGUGCACUGCAGUGCUGGUGUUGGUAGGACAGGCACAUUUAUUGCCUUAGACAGAGUGUUGCAGCAGCUGGACACCAAAGACACAGUGGAUAUUUAUGGAACAGUCUUUGAUCUGAGGCUUCACAGGGCCCAUAUGGUGCAGACAGAGUGUCAAUAUGCCUACUUACACCAGUGCAUCAGAGAUGUUUUGAGAGCACGUAAACUUCGGAAUGAGCAGGAAAAUCCACUCUACCCCAUCUAUGAAAAUGUUACUCCUGAAUACCACCGAGACAUGAUAUAUUCAAGACGCUGAAGAACAAAAUGGGAUCCUCUUCAGAAAGAAACAACCAGCUACAUCCAUUCAGGCAGAAUUUUCACUAUAGGAGUACUACAGAGAAUUAAGAUAAUUCAUUUAAAGAGACUAUAUAUUAUUUAAAUACUAUUGUUUAUCAAGAGUCAUGUAAAUAGCUAUUUUUCAUAUUAAUUAUCACAUAUUCUGUUUACUGUAAGAAAUAAGCUAUCUUCAUAUUUUGCACAUAAUUGUUAGAACUCCCUCAUGAUUUUUUAAAUGUUAAUGUUUCUUCAACUAAAUGAAAAUACAUAUUUGAGUUAAGCUAUGUGGACAUCCUAUAUGAGGCAAAUGAACUGUGAACUUAGAAUUCAGAAGAAGAAAGAAAUGAUUACACUCAACAUAAAUCAGUCAGUCUUUUACAGCUCAUGCCACAAGAAGACAGUUCAGAACAAUAAAAGAGCAAAGUUUAUUACUAGGAAUUACAAAUCCAUGAUAUCCAUACCAUAUGUAAACCCAGCUUGAUCAAACAAUGAAACAAUAAUGUUCCCAGAUCAAAAAUACAUUUUGAUGUCCAACAUCUAAGACAAUAUUUAGCAUACGGAGAACCAUAAAGUAAUAUCUCCACAGACGUCUAUUCAUUUCUUAGCAUAUCUAGCACUGCUAAAUGAUACCUCGAUAUAGUUCUCCUUUCUUUGUCCUUCCAGCAGAGCAUCAGAAUGUCCCCAAUGCUGUUUUACAACACCUAUUCAUUGUUACAGCCAUUAUUCUUUGCUUUAUCUUCUGUUAUCUCACAUUAACACGUUUUGCUUCACUCCUGCUUCUGUUUUCUAUCCAUGCAGUUCUUCGGCCAUCCUGAGUGCCAGUCUAAUUCUUAGUCUUUUAUGUCAAACCGUAGUGUGGCCCACAACUCCUCUUGUGAAAUGCUUCAGUUAUCUGCCCCCUAAGCUCUGUCAUUUUUCUUUCCUAGUACCAAACUGUUCCUAACUUCAGCCAUUCUUCAAGUAUGUCCUCGAGGUGGAGCAUAUGACCUUGGUCCUGUGAAAUAUUAUCUUGUGGAUCAAAAUUAAUAUCCUGCAUGUUUGUAUUUUAACUACACCAUGAUAAUGAUUACUAUAACAUUGUCUGCUCAAUAAGAAUAAAUUGAAUUAAAAAUAUAAAGUAAUAGUAAAUAUAUACAUUAAAAAGACAAAAACAUUUGAAAUAAUGUCCCAUAGUUAAGUUAUUGUGUCUAAAUUCGUUUUUUUCCUGAGAGGGCCCACCCCAAACACACACCAUUUACCAGUUGGGAUGGAAUGCCUAAAAUCAAUAUUAUCCCCCUUAUUGUCUUCUGGGUGUUCUGCUGAAGUCUUCCAAACAAACAGAAAUGAUUGUCCUCCUCUAAAGUCGCAAAUGGAAGCAGUCACAGUCCACAAUGUGCAAAGUGUAUUAGUGGUCUGGACCACAGGACAUGUGAUAAAGGGGAAUGAAGCACACUUGUUCAACAGAAAUACCCCAAUGAAAUAUUUCACAAAUGUAGAACAGUUAUAGUUGAUUUUUGUACAGUGCUCUUCACUGAGCUUCAGGCCAUAACAAGUUCAGAGUCAAUAUGGCUUGACGUACUUUACAAAUUCCUAAUUAAGGAAUGCAGCCGCAUAAAGACACAGAUUAGUUUAAAGGCACAGUAACACCAAGCAGUCCCAAACUGAUUAACAGCAAUGAAUCCUGAAAAUAUCCGUCCAUUGACGUUACCACUGAGCUACGGCCGGUUGAUUUUUGAUUGUGCUCAGGACAAGGCAGGGCUUCUUAUACGUUUCUAGAUCAGGGGAAAUGUUUCACCAAAAUCUCAUUAUUUCAUUGACAAAGUUGUUCAUUUUGAGAACUGCUUAGGGCCAUAUUGAUCUCAUUGUCAGUGUGCAUAUGGAUGUUCAUGAUGACAAUUAAACACAGAAAUCAAUAUCAAUAUGGGUUACUUCACCAUUAGAAAAAGCAAGAUUGCAAUGUUAACUGCAAAACAUUUCAUUUGUCCUUAAUGUCAGUGUUCUAAGAAUUAUGUUAAUUUAAAAACUGUGUCAUUUGAAGCAGAUUCUUGUUCUGUCCCUUUAUAUUUAUGAGCGAGAAAGAGAUUAUUCUAUUCGAUUAUAUUGGCUUAUGUAUUUGUGGGUAACAUCUUUUCAACAUAAUAAAUUAUAUACAUUAUACAAACAGUUAUAAUAUUAUUUUAUACAUUAUGAAGAUAAACACAUGUGAAUGAGCAAAAAAUAGGUCUGUUCAGCCUGUGGCCUAAAGCCUGCUUCACCCUUCGACAGCUCAUUCAGGUCUGAGGUGUAAAUGUUGGUCCAGGGUGACUGGUACACAAACAAUGAGACCUUGAAAGAAUACUACAGAAAAGUACUUUAAGAAGAGCCGACAAUACGCCUAAAUGUAGCAUACAUGUCAUUUUUUUUUUAUUUUGCUGAAGAUAAAAAAGAAUCAAAGCCACGCUUGGAUAAACAUUUGGGCAUUUGCAACAGGCUGUAAUAAUAAAACAAAUGGAGAAAAGGGCAUCAGACCAAAUGUACGUGAAUGUGUGCGCAGCCAUGAAGCAACGUGUUCAGCAUCCAGUUUGGCUUGGGUUGUGUCUUUGGAUGUAACGUUGGACUGACUUCCAGUAUACAUGUUAUGGACCAGUUAGGAAUCAUCGCAAGUGUUUCCUAAUGUAGCAACCUAUGUAUGUUACAUAAUAAAAGUUAUCAUCUCUGUUUAUACUGUAUGUUCUAUGAAUAUUUUCAAAUAAAGAUUAAUAUAAAACUGGCA
This is a messenger RNA of Polypterus senegalus (gray bichir), 13639 nucleotides long. It is a transcript of the gene ptprb, whose product is annotated as protein tyrosine phosphatase receptor type b. Gene Ontology annotation, molecular function: protein binding; protein tyrosine phosphatase activity. The transcript is spliced from 35 exons. Gene Ontology annotation, biological process: protein dephosphorylation. The coding region runs from base 41 to 10888 and encodes 3615 amino acids. NCBI's taxonomy places the organism in Eukaryota, Metazoa, Chordata, Cladistia, Polypteriformes, Polypteridae. The record is from RefSeq and is a predicted model, not a curated record.